Molecule: messenger RNA, 3073 nt
Organism: Pseudophryne corroboree (corroboree frog)
Lineage: Eukaryota; Metazoa; Chordata; Amphibia; Anura; Myobatrachidae
Gene: MYPOP
Product: Myb related transcription factor, partner of profilin
Exons: 3
Coding region: 141-1175 (344 amino acids)
Biological process (GO): regulation of transcription by RNA polymerase II
Cellular component (GO): nucleus
Molecular function (GO): DNA-binding transcription factor activity, RNA polymerase II-specific; RNA polymerase II cis-regulatory region sequence-specific DNA binding
Source: RefSeq, a predicted model, not a curated record
UGACGCAGUGCGGAGCAUGCUCUGCUGGGCUGCCCGGGGUGAGCGGAGGGGAGGGGGGAGAGGAAGUGGAAGAGGUGGAGCAGAAGCCGAAGAAGCUACAAAAAGCCAAAACCCUGGAGGCCAUAGUGAAUGCCCUCGCCAUGUCCGGCGACGCAGAAGAAGUGACACGUCUGCGGAAACCCAGGUUUUCCUAUGAGGAGAACCAGAUCCUCAUCCGAGAAGUGCGGGCGCACUACUCUAUGCUGUACGGCGCACAAAGCCGACGCCUGAGUGUGGCAGAACGACGACGCGUCUGGGAGGGCAUAGCCGCCAAGAUCAACGCUAUAACCAACUGGAAGCGCACCGCUCAGGAAGUCCAGAAACGCUGGAAUGAUUUUAAGAGACGGACCAAGGAGAAGCUGGCGCGCGUUCCUCACUCCACCCAGAACGGUUCCGCAGAGGAGGUGCUAACGGCGGAGGAGGAAACCAUCUUUGCCAUCCUGGGACCUGGCGUCGUACCUGGGAGGGAGCCUUAUAUUUCUGGGACACGGCUGAGCCAUAUGGACCUGAGUAUGGCGGGACCAGGCUCCUCCAGUACAGAAAACUCUCUGAGUGGUCCAUGCUGUCCUCCUGAGCCUCCACUUCUACUCCAACCCAAGGAAUCUCAUUCACCAACUCCCCAGAUCCACAUUGUUCAGUUACCGCAGCUCAGCCCUUCCCCGGACCCCUCAGACGGGGCUUCCCCCCCGCCACUGCCUCCAGGAUCCUGCUCCCCCAUGCUUGCUCCGGGCUCUGUCAGCCAGCACUAUGACCCCACCGUGGCCAUGCUGAGAGCCCAACAGGAAACUGCCGAAGCUAUACGUCACCUGACCUACACAUUACGCCAGAGCAUGGACCGUCUGACCAACGUCCUGGCGGCCAUUUUACCUCUUAUACCUCCGCAGCUAGCAUCACCCACCCCCUCCACCCUCAUUGAUCCCGUUUACUAUCCCACAAAGACAGAGCCAGAGUCGGAACCCUGUUCUGUGAGUUAUGAGGUGGAAGAUAAUUGUGAUGUCCAUGAAGACAGUGCCGCAUUAGAUGUGACGGAGGAGCCAGCUCGCUCGCCGUCCUCCUCGCCUCCUCCUCCUAACAAGAGGAAGAGAUUCUCUUACCUGACGUCGCGGAAACGUCGAGGUCGCUGGAAAAAUGUGUAAUAACUACAACUGUCUUUUAUUUUACCGCAUCACAGAGUAUAAGGGUGAACUGCUGUCUGUAUAACGACUAGCCCAAAAUUCAGGAUUAUUCGCCCCGUCAGUGGAUACUCAAAGCUAUAAUACCACAAUAUUUCCUUAUGUCACCAGUGGAGAACUGCUAAAAUAAGACGUGCAGAACAGCGACGCUCCAGAGCCCGACCUCCGGCUGUGACUUCUGAAUGCAACUUCCUUGUGUAAUGGGAGAUGGUAGCGGAAGAUGGGACUGUGACUGGAGAUGGUUGCGGGAGACGGGGACAGUAAUUGGAGAUGGUAGCGGAAGACGGGGACAGUAAUUGGAGAUGGUAGCGGAAGACGGGGACUGUAAUUGGAGAUGGUAGCGGAAGGCGGGGACUGUAACUGGAGAUGGAAGCGGCAGACGGGGACAGUAAUUGGAGAUGGUAGCGGAAGACGGGGACUGUAAUUGGAGAUGGUAGCGGAAGGCGGGGACUGUAACUGGAGAUGGUAGCAGAAGACGGGGACUGUAACUGUAGAUGGUAGCGGAAGACGGGGACUGUAAUUGGAGAUGGUAGCGGAAGACGGGGACUGUAAUUUGAGAUGGUAGCGUAAGACGGGGACUGUAACUGGAGAUGGUAGCGGAAGACGGGGACUGUAAUUGGAGAUGGUAGCGGAAGACGGGGACUGUAAUUUGAGAUGGUAGCGGAAGACGGGGACUGUAACUGGAGAUGGUAGCGGAAGACGGGGACUGUAACUGGAGAUGGUAGCGGAAGACGGGGACUGUAACUGGAGAUGGUAGCGGAAGAUGAAGACUGUAACUGGAGAUGGUAGCAGAAGACGGGGACUGUAAUUGGAGAUGGUAGCGGAAGACAGGGACUGUAAUUGGAAAUGGUAGCGGAAGACGGGGACUGUAAUUGGAGAUGGUAGCGGAAGACGGGGACUGUAAUUGGAAAUUGUAGCGGAAGACGGGGACUGUAAUUGGAGAUGGUAGCGGAAGACGGGGACUGUAAUUGGAUAUGGUAGCGGAAGACGGGGACUGUAACUGGAGAUGGUAGCGGAAGACGGGGACUGUAACUGGAGAUGGUAGCGGAAGACGGGGACUGUAACUGGAAAUGGUAGCGGAAGACGGGGACUGUAAUUGGAGAUGGUAGCGGAAGACGGGGACUGUAAUUGGAGAUGGUAGCAGAAGACGGGGACUGUAAUUGGAGAUUUUAUGGAUGUAACAAACUUUGGACGCUCACUCCUUAAUUUUCUCAAAUGUUUGGUUGGUUUUCCUAGAAUGAAGGUUGGAAAGUCAUUUUCCACUUUGAGGUCCCUUCUGGAAGGAAACGCGUGUUAUAGAUCUCUUGCUGCACAUUACAAUGUGGUUACUCCACUUCACAGUAAUUAAUAAGUAAUAGUCUGUUGAUGGUUAUUUAGUGGUGGAAACGUUGGGACUACAUCCGUGGAGCAGGGGUCUGUGUUGGGCCCAAUUGUAGAUGUAUCAGCAGGACCUGUCUUACACUGUUACGGUUAGAUCUGUUCUAUCCAGUUACUCUAUAGAUCCAGUAUACAUUCCGCAUGGUUACUGCCUGGCGGCGGGCGCCGUUCCUGCACUACGUAAUACCGGUGUGACCGCCGGGAAUCAGUCACCCAUCCAGCUGUAUGUUCUGCUGUGCUCAGGUGUUCCCUUUUGCUAUUUUUAUAAUUGUAAUUUGCAGAUUAUUCCUCUGUUCCUCUCACACAUCCUGUUCUCCUACUGUAAAUACACAGAGCCCAGAAAGCAAUAUAUAUGUAUAUAAAUAUGCAUACUCCGUGUAGAUAGUAUCAGCCCCCUCAUCAAGAUAAUUAGCCAGAUAGUCAUUUACGUGGGAGAAUUAAUUAUGUAUGUAAAUAACUACAUAUUAAAAGAUUUUGAUUUGUAA